This is a messenger RNA of Cercopithifilaria johnstoni, 396 nucleotides long. The record is from the annotation of a GenBank genome assembly. Lineage: Eukaryota; Metazoa; Nematoda; Chromadorea; Rhabditida; Onchocercidae.
AUGUCAAUGCUAUAUAAAUUGGAUAGUAUAAUACAAGAAGAUGAUGAUGGUAAUAAUGUAACAUUUUGCGUAUAUGGUACCAAUAUACCACCAGUAAAAGAAUCAUUAACAAAUACAGAUGAUAAUACAACAACUGUUGUUAUCAAGCAUAAAUCACCAGAUAGUAACAAUAUCAAUGAGAAUAUCACUAAUAUUAUUUGUGACAAGGAUAAAAAAUCAUCAUCAACAUCGUCAUCAACAUCAUCAUCACCAGUUAGCUGUAAUGAUAAUAACUAUGAAGUUAAUUUCGAUGCAACCGUUUCAGCAUCUGUUGUACUGUCCAAGAAACGUAGCAUAUCCAGUAGUAAAAUUAACGAUGGUGAUCACGUGCAAACCAGUUAUUUUUACGCAGAGUGA